AUGUCCUCAAUCACCGGGAAGAAACAAUGGCCCUCGGAUGUUUUUCGUCCCCCAUUUUGGUCCCCUGCAGACAAAAACAUUGAAGGCACUACAGGGGACAUUGUUAAUGUCCCCUCUGAAGGUGUGAGGAGCAUGGCAUCUGACUCUUCCUCACGCCCUCAAGAACCUGAGGAAGAAGAUCCAGGAAGUGACUAUGACAGUGAUGGUGACCAUUUUAUUCUAUAUGAUCAAGAUACAACGGGUGACAAAGAAUUCCCUCCAGGUGUUACUGAUGUCAAGGCUUUCAGGCCAUUGAGUGUUUUCACUUAUAGAAAGCAUAUUAGAGCUGCAUACCAAUCUAUUGGGGAUGGGUGGAAUAAAAAUUCACUCGAAACUUUAGCCAUUGCUCCAGCGCUUUUGUGGGCUGAGCCUCUUGUAAUCCCCUUUGAGCCCACAUCGACUGACGUCAAGACUUCCAAAGAACCGCUUGUAAUGGCAGCAAGUCAAAUGCCAAAACCUGCUGACAGGGAGCCCACUGAGAAGCAGAAGCUCCUUGACAUGAUUUUUGAAAGAGCCCGAGGCUUAAGCACAGAGAUUCCUGCAACUGUCUCGGCUUGGGAGAAUUAUCUGAUCAAAGCGGUCCGACUGAUUCGGAGGGAAUCAAGACAGCCCCCUUUCAAAUACAGCGAUUGGCGAGUGAUCAUCGACGGUUUGCCCAACACAAUGGACGUGUCAAAUGUGCAAAACUUCCGACGUCCUUACUGGGCACCCAUAUCCUCACUACACAAGAUUGAUGUACAACUUUCCGGUCCAGAGAAGGACAUGUUAGAUACCAAAGGCAUCCGCAUGAAUGUUGAAAUGAGUGGACGAACACUUACUGAACAAGUAGAGGCAGAGAUCCGGCGCAGGGCAAGUUUUGGACACAGUUCUCAUGGCUGGAUUCGACGACAGCUGGGAUGGAUCUACCCAGGACCACGAAAUUACUGGGACAGCUGCCGUGUGUCAGCCGCAAUGCAUGAGGUCUUAUCUGAUCCUGAGUACGGACAAAUCCCCUACUCUUUCCAGAUAACAGUCAAACCCCUGGACAGCUCUUUAAAGCAUGAUGGGUCUUGGAACCCCACUCCUGACAAUGAGACCACGAAUGGUCCGGUGGCGUGGCAUACCCCUAGACCGGAAGCCACCAAUUCUGGUGUGCACGGUCACUCGGAUUUGACAGAAGACAAUUUGAAAACAGCAGGUGAGAACACAGAGUUUCAAGGCAGAGUUUAUCAAAUCACAAUUCAAGGUACCAAAGUGAAAGUUCCAGAGUGCCCUAAAGUCGAAGUUGUCCAGGAAUACUUGUGCACACCUGACCAGUCUCAAAACAAAGGGACAAAGGUAUAUCUGUCCCGUUGGCCAGAACCACAGGAGGCGACGCCCGUAGAGGUAGAGGGAGGGGAGAGGAAGCAAACGAAGUCGGAGGCUGAGACGAUGUUGGAGAAGGACGAAGAAUUGAGGGCUGAGGGUGUAACAAGGGGCGAGGAUGGAAUAACGAAAGAAAGACAAGGACAAGCAGGAAUGGAAAUCUCGGUAAGAGUGGAGGCGAGCAGUCAGCCAGGAGUAGGAGACAAAGAGGACAAAGUCGAGUGUCCACCAGGUGUUUCGAGCAGAGAAGAUGGUAGGACGUUGCUGGGAAGACGGGAGGAUGACCGGAUUGUCAAUAGUAAUCAUGAUCUCCUCCCUGGACUACUGGAGGGAGAAGAUCCGGAGGAUUGUGUUACGGAGUAA
This is a messenger RNA of Tremella mesenterica DSM 1558, 1746 nucleotides long. RefSeq lists its product as uncharacterized. The record is from RefSeq and is a predicted model, not a curated record. The coding region runs from base 1 to 1746 and encodes 581 amino acids. The transcript has a single exon. Lineage: Eukaryota; Fungi; Basidiomycota; Tremellomycetes; Tremellales; Tremellaceae.